Messenger RNA from Caenorhabditis angaria, 508 nucleotides. Lineage: Eukaryota; Metazoa; Nematoda; Chromadorea; Rhabditida; Rhabditidae. The record is from the annotation of a GenBank genome assembly.
AUGAAUCAAACUCAACCGAAAUUAGGAAAUGGAUCUUACAUUCCACCAAAUAAGCGGAAUAAUUCAGAAGGAUCAGAAGUGAGUCCACAAAAGAAAACGGCUGUUGAAAUAACGAGUGGAGUUGGAAGAAUUGAUAUUGGUGGAAGAAAAAAUGCGGAACCAGUUGUUGAUAUGAAGAAAAUCAAAGAAAACAAACCAAAAUCACCAAUUUUCAAACUUCAACCUCGUGUGCUUACAAAGUGAGUUUCUCUGUAAAUUUUUUGGGUUUGAAAUUGAUUUUUAUUGCAGACCGAAAGGACUCCCUAAUGAGAACGAAGAAAAGUCACAUUGUCACGUUGAUAUGAUCUACAAUAGGCUCAAAUGCAGUUUUGAAGAUGGAUUAUCAAAAUGGAUGUCGAAUUAUCAACAAUCCUUCAAUCAAUAUUUCAUUGGGUGCAUUCCAAACUUCAUUGAGCCUCAUCUUUUUGUUAAUACUAAAUUGACAAAAGAUGAUUAUAAUAUGUCAUGA